Molecule: messenger RNA, 2392 nt
Organism: Zootoca vivipara (common lizard)
Lineage: Eukaryota; Metazoa; Chordata; Lepidosauria; Squamata; Lacertidae
Product: phospholipase A2 inhibitor and Ly6/PLAUR domain-containing protein-like
Source: RefSeq, a predicted model, not a curated record
CUGAUAGCGGGCACUUACUCACCUUUCCCUAGAGAGUAUAUAUACACACACAACCAACCCAAUGCCUCUCAGCUCUGCAUAAAGAUAUCGCAUCAACAAAGAAGGGGGAAAACCAGUUGCAGAAACCUCCUUUGUGGGAUAUUUUUCUUCCAUUGACACCAGACUGCUUCAGUUCCCAGAAUCAUGAAGUUGUUUCUUCUCUAUCUUUUUGCUGCCUUGAUAGCUGCAGCAAACUCUCUGGAAUGUGUCUGUACUCCUGGUACAAAAGAGUGUCAAAACAAUGCUUGUACAGUUGAUGGAGGAUCCUGCAUUUCAGCGGAAUGGAAUUUUACAAUAUCCAAAGCAAGACUCAUAAGCGAAUUCAGAGGCUGUGAAGGCAACAAGGCCCGUUUCGAUGCAUGCAAAGCAGGGGACUUGGUCUUCACAGCAGGGACAAAUUUUACCUGGAACUCUGUAUGCUGCAAAACGAAAAACUGCAAUAAUGUUAGACCUGCAGUAAACACCACUGUCACCAGGAAGGUGUGCCCUACAUGCUUCGUUUUCAGCGAUAAGCCCUGCCAUGGUAAGAAGGAAAACUGCACUGGAUCCCAAGACUACUGCCUCACCAUUUCUGGGGAUUUCCAAGAUUAUACACAUCCAUCUACGGCCUUUUUUGGGCAAGGCUGUGCUACUCACGCAGCAAAAAUCCUUGUCAAGGGCACCAAAAUGACCUUUGGAGAGGUUGACAUCUCGAUCGCCACCAGCCACAUAGAGAAAGCAAAAGAUGGAGCCAGCCUGGUAUCCGGGAGCAUUGCUUUCACCAUUCUCCUGCCCUAUCUCCUUGGGCUCCUGCUGGACAAAUUCCUUUACUGAUUCCAUUUGGUUCAAGGCGUCUUCCUCAGCCAAGCUGGGAAAAGCAUCUCCAAUGCAAUGCAACAAAAGAAGGCGCAGUUCCUAGAAGUUCAGGCUCCAGCAUCUGCUAAUGUCUGUUUGCAGGCUUGCAUUUGAUUUCAAAGAGCAAAUUAGUUAAAUUAAGGGGGAUCCUAAUGCAUCUGUCUUUGUGUGUGUGUGUGUGUGUGUGUGGUGUGCACGCACCCCUGUAUGCAUGAGAAUGUGUAAGUUGGGAAACUAUUUGCAUGAGGGAUGAUGAAUAAGUCAUUGGCCCUCCAGAUGUUGUUGGAUGUUCAUCAGACCCAGCCAGUAUAGUCAAUGAUCAUGGAUGAUGUGAGCUGGUGUCUAACCACAUCUGGAGGGCUGUAGGCACCCCAUCCCUGGAUUACAGAAACAUUAUGCCUCUCUACUCAGAAAGGAGUCUCAUUGGGUUGCCUGGGAUUUGCUCCCAGGUAAAUGUGCACAGGAGUGCCAUGUUAGCUGAUUAAGCAAAUAAGUUUUAACUGAUUUUAACUGAUCAACUCAAAAUUGCAUAAAACAACAGUUUCAAAAGGUGGAGCAUAUUUUACUUGUUUUUUUUAAAGAUGGCAUGCUUCAGGAAUCACCAGCUUGCAGCACUUGGGCACCCAUAUGCCCUCACAGGCCUUACCUGGCUCCCACAGAGUUCCCUCCCAGUUCUGAAAUUUUGCUUGAUUUUUUUUUUUUGCUGUUGUAGCAAAUGUUGCAGGGUAUGUGAGGUUCCCACAGCACUUUCUCCAAUUUGCAAAUGUGCCCAUUGGCCCCCAAAUGAUGGUGACAUUUAAUGUGCAAGUGCGUGCACACACACACACACAUACACCAGUUGCAGCAAGUGCCAACUUAGAAGAGGCAUCCCUCCUAAAUGAAGCAAACGGAGGAUGCUUCUUCUAAGAUGCUGGCUGCCAGCUGCAGUUUUUGUAAUUACAUCUAUAAAAAAACAAUUGUUUUAAAUAAAUGAAUGAAUGCAUCUCUAGAUUAACUGGGCAGGCUUUUUUAAAAGGCAAUUGAAAAGGUGAUUUUAAUCAGUUAAUGUAAUGAAUUGGUCAAUGAAAUGAAAUGUAUUGUGAUUUCUUCUGAACUCUGUGGCAGAAAACAUGCUUUGCAGAUGGAAGGUUUCACGCUCAAUCUGCAGCUAACAGACCCUGUGUACCAAGAUCCAUGGGACCACUGUGGUCGGAAGGUAUAUGGUGUUUCUGUGCACUCUGGCUUCCAUCACAGUGUUCUGUUGUGCCAGAAGUGGUUUAGUAAUGCUGGCCACAUGACCCGGAAAGCUGUCUGUGGACAAAUGCGGGCUCCCUCGGCCUGAAAACCAGAUGAGCGCCGCAACCCCAUAGUCACCUUUGAGUCCUUUACCAGGACCAGGAAUGAAUCUCUGCUUUGAGAUCUCAGAGAGGACCUGCCAAUCAAAAAAGGCAGCAUGUGGAGAGAAGGACUAAUGAUCUGACUUGACAUAUAUGACAGUUUUGCAUGUGUGCUUUUUAGAAUUAAACAAAUCUCACUUGAA